GGCCGUGAACGCACCGUGAUCGGGUCAGACAGGACAGGUGAGUUUCACCUGCAGCUCACAUCUGCUCCAGAACAAAAGGAGGGCGACUCACAGGCGGGUUUUAACCUGAGGACCAACACACGGAGGAAUAUCAGCAGAGACCAGGUCCGGAUGUCUUCAGGAGGAGUUGGUUCUGUCCCCAGGUUCGACCGGGUGCGAGAGAUCCCUCACUAUGACCAGGUCCCUUUGGACCCCUUAUGGCAUAAUACUUUUCCCUUUCCCCCGGGGCCCAUGAAUGGAGCAGUGCAAGCUCUCAGCUUAGACCCCCUUCCCCCUCCCCCUCUACCUGGUCAACCAGCUGUUGGUCCUGAAUCUUUCUACCCUUCUAGCGAUGAAGACCCAACGGAGGGCGAUCAUGAUGCCAUGGACAUUAAGCCAGUCCAUCGUUUUGUUCCUGACUCAGUCAAGAACUUUUUCCGGGGCAAUAGCGGCAACCGUGACAGCCAGGGACCGUCCAUCCCUCCGUCAACUGCCCCUCACUCGCCUGCACCCUCAUCCAAGAAGAGUUCCAACUGCCGCACCACAACAGGGGUCCCCUGCUCACCCCCCCACUCCGCUCCUCCAUCUCCGUCCCUUCCUGGCUCCAACUGGGGCCACAACGGAGGCUCCGGGAGCAGCUACAACGCUCACAAGGAAGACGGACUGCUACUGGGUGCUGAAGCUCUCAGCUCUGCAUCUGCAGUGCCCACCAAUCUAUCAACACAGACCUAUCAGGAGCGGGUGGAGGAGUAUCACAUGCGCUACGCCUACAUGAAGUCCUGGGCUGGCCUGUUGAGAAUCCUUGGCUGCGUGGAGCUACUGCUUGGAGCUGCUGUGUUUGCCUGUGUCUGCGCAUAUGUUCAUAAAGACAACGAGUGGUUUAAUAUGUAUGGAUACUCUGGGCCACAGCUGUUUGGAGGACUUGGUGGAGGGGCAGGUGGAUCGGGGGGCAGUUACUACACAGGCCCCAAAACUCCAUUUGUCCUGGUGGUGGCUGGUAUGGCAUGGAUAGUGACUGUUAUUCUAGUCGUUCUUGGGAUGUCAAUGUACUACAGAGCCAUCCUUCUAGACUCUUCCUGGUGGCCACUCACAGAGUGUUCCAUCAACCUUGUGUUGGCUGUGCUCUACAUAGCAGCAGGGGUGGUGUAUGUCAGGGACACCACUCGAGGAGGGAUGUGCAACAUACCAGUCUUCAAUAAUGGAAUAAACGGGGCGUUUUGUCGCACAGAGGCUGGCCAGAAUGCAGCCAUCGUCUUCCUCUUCAUCACCAUGGUGCUCUACCUCAUUAGUGCAGGAGUGUGUCUGAAGCUGUGGAGGCAUGAAGUAGCCAGGAUGAGGAGGGAGGCACUGGAACAGGAGAUGAAAACUGCAUCAUCAUUCCCUCUGUCUAUACUGGGUCCAGGCUCCAGGGCCUCAGAGCAGACUCCUCUCCCCACCAUCCUGCCAGACCUCAUGGACGCCCCAAACAGCUCUGCAGCUGCUCCUGUGAGGAUGCUGGAGCCAGAGAUCCUGCAAGGUCACAUACCAGCCGGAUACAUCCCCAAACCUGUAGUCAUAGCCGACUAUGUGGCGAAGUACCCCAGCAUACGCUCAGAGGAGGAGAGGGACCAGUACAGGGCUGUGUUCAAUGACCAAUAUGCUGAGUAUAAGGAGCUGCACAGUGAGGUUCAGGCAAUGGCUUCUAAGUUUGAGGAUAUGGACGAGAUGAUACAGAAUCUUCCCUCCCGGCCGUCAAGCCAAAUGGAGAAGGAGCGGAUCAGUGGCAUUUUAAUGGAAUAUCAGAGAAAGAAAACUGACCCGACAUAUUUGGAAAAAAGGGAGCGGUGUGAGUACCUGAAGAACAAGCUCUCUCACAUGAAACAGAAGAUUCAUGAGUACAACAAGGUUGUUGACUGGAACGAUGGUGAGUGCCAGCUGGAUAUCAGAAUGCCGAGAGACAAACAUGGCCCCCCAGCAUACCCGGCAGGUGGCAGUAAACACCACAGCAGCAGACACAGGCGCAGUGAGCUUGUGUCCAACCCAGCCUUCUCCUACCACCCAGGAGACAAGAUGCUUCACUUCUACCGCUGGACCUCACCCCCGGGUGUGAUGAAGAUAUUGUGUAUCAUCAUCGUCAUCAUGUGUGUGGCCGUGUUCGCCUGUGUGGCCUCCACGCUGGCCUGGGACUACGAUAUGAGUCUCAUGGGUCUUGGAGGUGGAGCUGGCUUGAUGCCAGGUUAUGGUGGUGGUGGUGGUGGCGCAUACGGUGGCUCGUAUGGCGGUUCAUAUGGUGGCUCCUAUGGCGGCAAUUACGGCAGCUCAUAUGGAGGCGUCGGUGCUGGCAGUGGCAGUUCCUACGGAGGUGGAGAAAUGCAAAUGGAUCCCAAGACUGGCAAAGGCUUCAUCAUCGGCAUUUCAGCCAUUACCUUUAUAGCUGUGCUCAUUAUAUUCGUGUUGGUUGUUUCGAGGCAAAAUGCUGCCCGCUCAGUAAAGUUCUACCUAGCAACCAUCAUCAUCAGCGCCAUCUUAGCGUUUCUGAUGAUCAUUGCCACUAUAGUGUACCUGGUAGCGGUGAACCCAACAGCCCAGUCCACAGGGUCUGUCUACUCCAGCCAGAUCCGACAGCUGUGUUCCCAGUACCAGACACAGACCCAGGCCCAGGGCAUCUUCCUAAACCAAUACCUUUACCAUUACUGUGUGGUGGAGGCUCAAGAGGCCAUCGCCAUUGUCCUGGGCUUCCUUGUGUUUGUCGGUCUCAUCAUCCUGCUGGUGUUCGCUGUCAAGACUCGCUCGCAGAUCAGGCACUGGGGCCCAGAGCGCAUUCUCUGGGAGGAAGUGAAGGUCUUCACAGACGGUCCACACAACAGUGUCGGGGAGUGGGUGAACAAUGUGACUGGUGACCCAGAGAUAAUGGUGAAUGACUAUAAUGACAAAGUUGGGGGUUCCAGAGACUAUCUGGACCGACUGGACAACAAGCCUCUUUACCUCCCAGGAGAUUCAGACAUAAGCAGCUCUGUGGGAAACCUGAAGCCCAGGCUGAAGGACUAUGACACUGGUGCAGAGUCUGGAGAUGACCUGGAGGAGGAGGACUUCAGCAUGUUGUUUCCUUCCAUUGUGGAUGAGCAAGAACGUCUGACCUACAAGCGGGAGUUUGACCUGGAUCACCAGGAGUACAAGGACCUGCAGUCUGAGCUGGACAACAUAAACCAGGACCUGGCCCACCUGAACAGAGAGCUCGACCGACAGCCUGAGGGCAGUCCACAAUUCUUGGAUGCCAUGAAUAAAUACACCAGACUGAAGAAUCACAAGAAGACCCCAGACUACCAGAUAAAGAAGAAGAGGUGUAAAUAUCUCAGGUCAAAACUGUCACACAUCAAGAGGAAGAUCAGUGACUAUGACCGACGACCAUGAACCUUACCGCUGACCCAUUCACAAAGGGAAAGUGACUAAUCUGCAGUUUUCCACCGCAGCAUGUUGAGAUUGAUCACAAACCGAUAUGUGAUCGUUAUAGUGAAAAGCCUGUUGCUUUAUGUUACAUCUGUAUUGAGCCAUUGAACUUUUUCAAAGACAAGUAGGUGAAGGAAAUAUUGAUGUUUAUUUUUUUUUAUAGAUAUAUAUUAUUCGACUUUUAAGGUUCUUAACCUCUGUAAGUUUAUCAUGAAAAACUUUUUUAACGAACAAUUAAGUUGUGAAUCUCUUCUGAAGUUAGAAAAUUAGGGAUGUGAUGUGAAUUGUCUUUGUUUCAGUACUAGUGAAGCACUUAUUGUGUUUCUUUUAUAGUUUAAAAAAAAAAUCAUGUUUGAUUUAUUCCUGUACAAUGAAUGUGCAGCUUAGACAUGAAUUUGUGGGAUAUGAAGUCACUGACCGCCCUUUGUAAAUUAUGUUAAUUUUUUAACUUUGCAAAUAUUUUUAAUUCUUGUAUAAAGAGCUUUUCUGUACUUAUUUUUGCUGUUUUAUCUGAAUGAUGAAACCUCGGUUCUCAAAUGGAAUCCCCCAAAUGUAACUGAGUGCUUUCUUUUAGGGUGUGUCAACAACCUGUUGGACAUUUGACUUCUAAUGUACUUCAGUUAUUUUGAAUCAAAAGCCAAUAAAUUCCUUUCUCCCUCUAA
Messenger RNA from Pleuronectes platessa (European plaice), 4106 nucleotides. RefSeq names its product MARVEL domain-containing protein 2. NCBI's taxonomy places the organism in Eukaryota, Metazoa, Chordata, Actinopteri, Pleuronectiformes, Pleuronectidae. The coding region runs from base 151 to 3408 and encodes 1085 amino acids. The transcript has 15 exons. Gene Ontology annotation, biological process: bicellular tight junction assembly. The record is from RefSeq and is a predicted model, not a curated record. Gene Ontology annotation, cellular component: cytoplasmic vesicle; apical plasma membrane; bicellular tight junction.